Messenger RNA from Bacillus rossius redtenbacheri, 3519 nucleotides. RefSeq names its product DNA topoisomerase 3-alpha (gene Top3alpha). Bases 251 to 3370 code for a protein of 1039 amino acids. Gene Ontology annotation, cellular component: chromosome; nucleus. The transcript has 19 exons. Gene Ontology annotation, biological process: DNA topological change. Gene Ontology annotation, molecular function: zinc ion binding; DNA topoisomerase type I (single strand cut, ATP-independent) activity; DNA binding. Lineage: Eukaryota; Metazoa; Arthropoda; Insecta; Phasmatodea; Bacillidae. The record is from RefSeq and is a predicted model, not a curated record.
UGUUUUUGAGAAAACUGUAAAUAAUGCAGUCUAUUUGGCGGCGGAUUAGUUUGGAUUUUUCCUGUUUCGUAUCCAAAUCUAAAUGAUUAAAUGGAAUGAAAUGACGCCAAGCAAAAUAAAGAUGUGGUUUUGGGGCCAGUUUUUUACUAGAAUAUAUGGAUACUUCGCAAAACAGUUUUUAUUACUAAGCAUCUGUUUUUAUUGAAAGUAAAUUGUAUCUGAAGGUAGUCUCGUGGUAUUGCGUCAGCAAAUGAGUGUAAAUAAAUUUACUAGAUUAAAAUGUUAUGUUUUUAAUAGUACUUUUAAAAGAUUUUUUACAUCGUCUGGUUUAAGACGAGGCACUGAAAGCAGAACCAUGAAAGUUCUGUGUGUGGCAGAGAAGAACGACGCAGCUAAAAACGUAGCUGCUCUGCUAUCUGGCGGAAAUGCUCGACGGAGAGAUGGUCUCUCAACGUACAACAAGAUUUACGAGUUUGAGUGCACGGUGCUGGGGCAGAGGAGCCAGGUGGUGAUGACGUCCGUCUCGGGACACCUGCUGGGCCUGGAGUUUGUCGGGGCGUACCGCAAAUGGACAGGGUGCAGCCCCUUGGCACUUUUCGACGCCCCUGUCAAGAAGAUUUGCCCCCAGACCUACGAACCAAUUAAGCGCACCUUGGAGAGAGAAGUGCGAUCGUGCAGCACUCUCAUCAUAUGGACAGAUUGUGACAGAGAAGGAGAGAACAUUGGGUUCGAAAUUAUUGAUGUCUGCAAAGCUGUUAAAAACAACCUUAGGAUAUAUAGAGCGAAGUUCUCCGAGAUCACGCUUCAGUCCGUGCAGCGAGCUCUGCAGAACUUGACUCAGCCGGACGAGAGAAUCAGCGUCGCUGUUGACGUGAGGCAGGAACUGGAUCUGAGGAUAGGAGCGGCCUUCACUCGGUUCCAGACGCUGCGUCUGAAACGCGUGUUCCCCGAGGUCCUCGGAGACUCGCUGAUCAGCUACGGCAGCUGCCAGUUUCCGACCCUGGGCUUCGUGGUGGAGCGCUACAAGGCCAUCACCAGCUUCGUCCCGGAGACGUUCUGGAAGAUAAAAGUGAACCACACGGUGCGGGAUCUGAGCGUGGACUUCAGCUGGAAGCGCGUGCGCCUGUUCGACCAGCUGGCGUGCCAGGUCCUGUACGACGUGUGCAUGGAGUGGCCGCUCGCCCGGGUCGAUGCCGUCUCGAGCAAGCCGAAGAGCAAGUGGCGGCCUCUGCCCCUGGACACGAUCGAACUCGAGAAGACGGCAUCUCGCAAACUGAAGCUGAACGCCAAGGAGACGAUGCAGAUUGCAGAGCGCCUGUACUCCCAGGGCUACAUCAGCUAUCCCCGCACGGAGACAAACAUCUUUCCCAAAGAACUGAACCUCCGCAGCUUGAUCGAGCUGCAGACCAACGACCCCAACUGGGGAGAGUUUGCUGGGCAGCUUCUUCAGGAAGGGCCGACUCCGAGGGCAGGGAAGAAGUCUGACCAAGCCCACCCGCCGAUUCAUCCGACCAAGUACGCUCACAACUUGCAAGGUAAUGAGUCCCGAGUUUAUGAGUUUGUGGUGCGCCACUUCCUGGCGUGCUGCUCAAAGGACGCAGAAGGACUGGAGACCAUCGUAGACAUAGACAUCAACGAAGAAAAAUUUGUGGCUAGUGGGCUGAUGAUCAUCAAGCGCAACUACCUGGACGUGUACCCAUACGAGAAGUGGACAGGCAAAGAGAUCCACGUGUACCGGCAGGGUCAGACUUUUGAACCCACGAGUAUCGAGAUGACCGACGGCAACACAACUGCCCCGAACCUCCUCACGGAGGCUGACCUCAUCGCGUUGAUGGAGAAGCACGGCAUUGGCACGGACGCCACCCACGCGGACCACAUAGAGACCAUCAAGUCCCGGCUGUACGUGGGCCUGGAGAACGACGUGCACUUCGUGCCGGGCCAGCUGGGCAUGGGGCUGGUGGAGGGCUACGACUCCAUGGGCUUCCCCAUGAGCAAGCCGAACCUGCGGGCGGAGCUGGAGGCCGACCUCAAGAGGAUCUGCGAGGGCGCCAAGGACCCCGCGGCGGUGCUGCGGGAGCAGAUCGACAAGUACCGGGACGUCUUCAGGAUGGCCCUCGCCGAGGCGGCCAAGCUGGACGCCGCGCUGGCGCGGUACCUGCAGGAGCGGGCGCGGGAGCCCGGCCCGGAGGACCAGGAGCUGGUCCCGGAGGAGGCCUCCCGGCCGGCGAUGCCCUGCCCGCGGUGCGGCCUGCACAUGGUGGUGAGGCAGCGUCGCGAGGGCCAGGGCUUCUUCCUCAGCUGCAUGGGCUACCCCGACUGCCGCUCCGCCGUCUGGUUCCCCGGCAGCGUGGAGCGGCUGGCCGUCUCCGACCACACCUGCCCGCAGUGCGGACCCCAAGUGCACAAACUGGACUUCAAGUUCCGGCACAACUCCAUGAUUCCUUUCUGUGGAGACAACUACCUGGGGUGCGUCGGGGGCUGUGACCAGAUGCUGCUGGAGGCGUUGAACGUCAGGCUUCCGGUCGGAGGGCGCGCAGGAGGACCCGAUGCGUUGGACCGGAGCGUGCCGGGCGCUCGGACGUGGUCCGUGGACAGCGGGCUGGGCACCGCGGGCUCGGACAGCGACCGGUCGUCCACCCAGCCCGAGCGGCGCCAGACCGCCCCCACCACCAGCUUCGACCGGUCAUCGUCCGCCCAGACCGGCCGGGCGGCGGCCGCCAGACCCCCGCGGCAGGGGGGCGGGGCCGGCGACCAGGAGAACCAGGUGGUGUGCUCCUGCGACGAGGAUGCUCUCCUGCUCACGGUCAAGAAGGAGGGCCCCAACCAGGGCCGCAAGUUCUACAAGUGCAGACUGCCGCCAGGACAGAGCUGCAACUUCUUCAUGUGGGCCGACGCCCCGCCCGCGGAUGGACAGCCGAGCGUGCCACGCCCCCUCGCGCCCGCUCCUGCCAACACGACGCAGCGCUUCCCUGCCAACACGACACAGCGCUUCCCUGCCAACACGACGCAGCGCUUCCCCGCCGACCCAGCAGGUUUUGGUGAAGAUCAGGUGACCUGCAAUUGUGGAGCUCCAGCACGAAGGUUUACAGUUCACAAGGAGGGUCCCAACACAGGCCGGCAGUUCUACAAAUGCCCCAAACCACCGAAUGAAACUUGCAAUUUCUUCAAAUGGGCCGAUGAUGUGCCAGCCAACGAUGUCACCAGCGGCUUCAACAGCAACACUUGGAGAAAUGACAGAAGCAGCCACAGAGGCAGAGGAGGUUCAAGGGGAGUGUCGAAUGCAGACCCAAGCAUUGUGAGGAGACGGAAAUGUGGCAUAUGUGGACAAGAAGGUCACAACAGGAAGAAUUGUCCAAAUGGCGUUUUAUGAACAUUAAUUUUGACCUUGUACAUAGUAAUUUUUAUGAAUGUACAUAAACAAGUUUUGUAUUUUGUAUGAAAAUAUCAAAUAAUUAAUAAUUUUACAUGUCAAUAAUUUAAAAUACAUAUGUUGAAUCUAAAAUUAAAAAAUAAGAGUUU